CUUCUCACUGUGGCACUAAUAAUCCCUCAUACAGUCUUUGACGUACGGCUGUUUUCACCGAUUUGACCAUGUUUGUCUCCUCCCCUCCCAUGGCAGUUUUUUACCGCAGCCUGCCGCAAGCAAACGAAGCAUCACUAGAGCAUGUGCUCAACAUGUCAACAUUUUGGCCGUUUCUAAUGCUAUAGCCUAUUACCGCGAUUUAUGAAAUCUCUUGUUUUAAAUCGUUUUUGAGGGACAAUUUCAUAAACCCUAGAUGUCUAUUAAAAGCGACAUAUGAAAGUAAAACUUCGUUCUGCGUUUUCACAACUAACGCUAACGUUAAUCUUACUGGCAGUGUGGAGUGACCCCGUUCAAACCACCAAAGCGACUAUCGAUAACUAGCCCGCGUCUGCAUCCAGAGCGAUGCCUCCCGGUGUUGUGACCGCGCCGCGGAGCUCAUCCGGCGGCUGCUUCUGCGCCUGCUGCGUGGUGAAGAUGAAACCUCAUUUCACCGAGAACUCCGUAAUCUCUCAGGGGGAAAUUUAUCAGCUCAUUAGUGAAAGUUUCCUGACAGUUAAAGGAGCUGCUCUCUUCUUACCUCGAGGAAAUGGCUCCUCUCCCUCAUCUGCCUCUCGCUUCUCACAGCUGCGCAGCAAACAUGCAGGAGACAUCCAGCAGCAUCUGCAAACCAUGUUCACGCUCCUUAGACCAGAGGACAACAUCAAAUUGGCGGUUCGUUUGGAGAGCGCACACACUCCAAUCACCCGCUACAUGGUGGUGGUUUCAACCAAUGGUCGUCAAGACACGGAGGAGAGCGUGGUGCUGGGAAUGGAUUUCAGUCCUGUGGAUAGCUCAUGUUCUGUAGGGCUGGUUUUGCCCUUAUGGAGCGACACGUUGAUACAUCUGGACGGAGAUGGGGGUUUCAGUGUGUCAACUGAUAGCAGAGUGCAUGUAUUCAAGCCAGUUUCUGUGCAGGCCAUGUGGUCAGCCCUCCAGUCACUCCAUAAAGCAUGCGAGGUGGCUCGUUGUCACAACUACUUUCCAGGCAGCUUGUUCCUCACCUGGGUCAGCUACUAUCAAAGCAGGGUCUACUCCGACCAAGCACGCAUCAACGAGUGGAACACCAUGCAGGAUGUGCAGUCACACCGUGCUGAUUCGCCCGUUCUCUUCUCCGAUGCACCUACAGAAAGAGAGCUAACAGAGCGUCAGAUCAAAACCAGUUUGAGGGAGAUCAUGAUGCAGAAAGACCUUGAGAAUGUCACUUGCAAAGAGAUCCGAACAGAGCUGGAAAUGCACAUGACAUGCAACCUGCGAGAGUUUAAGGAGUACAUUGACAAUGAGAUGAUUGUUAUUCUGGGCCAGAUGGACAGUCCUACAGAGAUCUUUGAUCACGUCUUCUUGGGAUCUGAGUGGAAUGCAUCCAAUUUGGAGGAGUUGCAGAACAGUGGGGUUCAGUACAUCCUGAAUGUAACCAGAGAGAUUGAUAACUUCUUCCCCGGUGUGUUUGAAUAUCACAACAUCCGUGUUUACGAUGAGGAGGCCACUGACCUGCUUGCUUAUUGGAAUGACACCUACAAGUUUAUCUCUAGAGCCAAGAAAGCUGGAUCUAAGUGCCUGGUGCACUGUAAAAUGGGUAUAAGUCGCUCUGCAGCUACAGUGAUCGCUUACGCCAUGAAGGAGCACGGCUGGGAUUUGAAAAAAGCCCUAGAUUACGUCAAGGAGCGUCGAGCUGUGACGAAACCUAAUCCCUCUUUUAUGAGACAGCUGGAGGAGUAUCAGGGCAUACUACUUGCCAGCAAGCAGAGGCACAACAAACUGUGGCGUUCUCACUCUGACAGCGACCUGUCUGAGCACCAUGAGCCACUGUCUAAAUCUCAUGCCCAACCACAUAGCCUGGGCCGCUCUGACCUUCAUUACCAGGCCAGCACCACGUCUGAUCCCUCUGUGAAAGAACUGCUGGAUUCACUUGGAACCUCGACCAUCACUGGCAAAGCAACACACUCUACCAGCCAGCCUGAUACUGGCAUCCACUCCAAUAAACUCAACUCUUCGUACUUUCAGGGUGUGGCAGCUCCAUCAAGCAAUGCUGAAGCUCCAAGCCUUAAGGCUCCUUCUCAUUCCGCUGCAGUCCUAAUCCCCCAGUUGGAAUCCCCUUGUCCUGAGCCCACAGCUGGCUCUGUGUCUCCGUUAUCUCCUCCACUCUCCAAUGGCUUAUGUGACUCUGAGGAGCAGCCAUCAUCACCUCCUCUCUUCCAGCCAAGGGCCGCCACUGUGGUGCCCGAACCUCAAAAGACAGACAUGGUAACUAUUGCACAGAGUGUUUUAGUGGGCCAGCCUCACCCGCCUCCAUCCUUUCACCACCUCCCCCUCUCCCCUGCCCCAUCCCCAACUCCAGUCUACAUGGAUGAGGUUAUCAAACCACAGGUGUUGUCCUGUUCUCUGCCUGUGAUAAAACCAAUGCUAGUGUCAGUGCCUGAGCCCAUAACAACACCAAGCACACAAAAGGCUGGACCCCAAUGUCUGCCUGCACCAGUGCCUGUCAAAGAAACAGACUGUGACCAACAGAUGUGUGGCUUGUCUUUGGGCUGUUUAGCAGCACCCCCCCCCUCCACUAGUGAAUUAAUCCGCAACCCCAGUGCCAUUCCACAAGACGACGAGGUGUUGAUCGGCCACAGCGCAGAUCACAUUAACUUUUUCAGUGCCAGAGAAAAGUUCAAGGGGAUGAGUCAAGAUGAUAAAACUCACUGUGCUGCGGGGCAGCAGUCGCCCCAGCUGAAGAGUUGUGGCAAGGAUCAACCACUACUGCCUCAGGAGGUUUCCACUAGUGAGGGGAAGGUGGAGGAGAAAAGAAAGGAAGUGAGCAAGUUGAGGCAGGAGAUGGAGGAUGGAGAUCUUUUAUCACAGAAGGAAGCUGAGAAUGUAAAAGAGGAAGUGAAAAACAAAGAGGAGGAGGAGGAGGCAGCGCCUGCUCGUCUCUAUAGCGAUUGGACGAGGGGGUCCGUGCGGCGUGUCACACAACAGCUGGAGCAAAGAAUGAAACAGGAGCAUGAAACCGUGUCACCCUCCUCAUCUCCACCGUCCCUCUCCCGCAGCUCCUCCGGCUGUCAGCGGCGUCCACCCAAUGUCAAUGCUGUGACGUUGUCAGAUCCACAGGAUGCAUCAAUUGGUUUACAGGUGUCAGAAGCUCUGCAGGAAGAGCAGGAGAAGGAUGAUGGGAAGUUUGGACCAGUUAAAAGGGAGAGUGGUGAUGUAGUUGAGAUGGGGGCACUAGGAAAUAAUACUAGAAGCACAAAAGGACUCAAACUCCACUCUGCAGAUACUAGAUUGCUCUCUACCUCCUCUUCUUUCCACCACUCUGUCCAUUCUCCCUUUGCCUCUGUGAACUUCCUGUGUUUGGAGGGUGUGACAGAGUUGGAGACAAGCACAGACUGGGACUGCUCCACAGAGGGACCUCAUGGUGACGUUAUCAUGAGGGAGACAUGGGAGACAUUGUGCGAGCUGGGUGCCUUCCUGCAGCAGGUGAGCAUGGAUGGAGCUUGCAAGGCCAGAUGCGUGGACCAGGUUUUUGGCCUCAGUGCUGGAACCACUCGGAAGCGAGGAAGCGUUGGCUUGAAGAGGGUCAAAGAGGUGGAAGCAAGGAUUCGCCAGGCUGGACUGACUCCUCCAUCCCUGAUGAAGCGCUCAGCCUCUCUGGCCAAACUAGGCUGUCUGGAGCUGCUAGCCAAUGACCUUAGUGAGUGGGAGCUCAGCCGCUCCUCUGUAGCUCCGUCCUCCACAGAACCUCCGAUCCACACGGCUAGCGAUGAGUCCAAGAAGCAGCGGGUCCACAACUCUCCUUCCUCAGCCGGCCAGCAACUAGAAGUCCCCGGGACUGAUGCGGAGAGGCUUUCUGACGUUGGAGAAACCUCAACUGGAGUCUCUCCACCAUCCAGUCCGCAGAGAGAACAAGUCCCUAGCUCUGACCAAGAUUCUCUGCAUUUGCCUGGGCUGACAUUUACGGCAACAAAGCAGCAAUAUGGAAGGACUCACCCCCUGAGGCGCCUUAAGAAACGGACUGCUAGUACCCUCUACCACACCAUGUAACCCUCAUGUGUGUGUGUGUGUGUGUGUGUGUGAGAGACAGAGAGGGAUCAUGCACGCCUGUGAGAAAUAGAGAUCAAGUGCAUAACGUUGGAUUUAUUCAGCAAAACAGACCAAUGCCUCUUGCCUUAAGGAUAUGUUAAGAAGUUUCUGUACAUUUUGUCCCUCUGUGAAAUCUGAGAUAUGAGAUACCUUUCUCAGUGCAAGAACAGUGACAAGGCUAUGAAGGGUCCGGUCAGUUGAAAUUCAAACUUGGAAUCAAAUUUGACGUGCUGUGUACUAUAAAACCUAGUUUAGAAUAAGUCCUUCAACAAGCAGCAAAAACAAUCAUUCAAAUGAAUAACUUGUUUCAAAUGUUAACAUGCCUGAGCCUGCACAUAUUCUCUCUUUACACCAUUGCUGGUUCCUCCAUCACGAACUUGAUUUACUUGAUCGUUGUUGGUUCAUUCAGUACUCAGACCUGAUGUUAGGUGGAAGGUAGCCUCUGUUUUCCUCUUUUUAUGCUGUCAUGUCUAUUCAUUAAUAUUUUCUAGUUGUGUUGGGUAGAAAAUGAUACAGCUGGUGCAAUCUGACAAGUAAUCAGUUCAACAUCCAUACUUCUCAAACCUGCAGAUUUGGCUCAAAAUGGUCAUGUAAAGUUAGUCUAUAUACUUUGUGUUCCACUUCUGGGAUUGAUCCGGUACUGCAGGAAAUUCCACCGGAUGCAUGUAAUUUCCAUUUCUUACCGCCGUCUUGGUGUUAGAAUUUUAAAUUUGGUGGAUUUAUGAAGCCUAAUGUUGCUCCUCAGAUCUCUGAAGGGUAAAUUGAGACAGCUAGCUAGACUAUUUGUCCAGUCUGAGUUUUCUCUCGCACAACUGUUUUGCAGCGGCUCUGUGCAGAGUUGAGCACCGCCCAUGACAAUUCUUAUUGGUUUAAAGAAAUACCAUUAAACCAGAGCAUGGUUCCUCCCAUCCCUGAAUGCUAUGUGGAUUAGCCAGACCCUCAGUGAGCAAGCUUUGGAGGAGGGUCUGGCAAAACGAGACUAUGUAAAGUUAAACUUAGUACAUAGUACUGACAAUACCAAUUCUGUAAUUUAUGCUGUCUGGAGACUGCUUUUAAACAUGGGUUGUGCUUACAGCAGUGCAUCUAAAGGAAAAUGAGCUCAGGUUGAACCACAGACAACAGUUUAGUGUUUUCCCCCAAAGAGAGGUGUAUCCAGAGCUGGUGACUGGAACAUAAACUGAAAAUGGCUGCAUAGUUGUGCCGCAGUUUAUAUUAAAGAAGAAAAAAAAAUGCAAAGAGUAAUGCUGUUUUUGUUUUUUUUUUGUUUUUUUUUACUACACAAUACCUCAGUAAGUCUUAACCACAUCUGACCUGCACAAACUUCAGGCUCUGGAUUCCUGGAAUGUCUCUGUUGGUCAAAAACAAUUUCAACUUCUCUACUCGAACUGAAGUAAACUCAUUUUUCAUGUCUUCUCACAGUUCUGAUGCCACUCAAACUAGACAUUAAAUGUUUGUAUUGCUGUGUGGGAGAAAACAGGUUAGGGGAUUUGGAGUUAAAGGCAGAGUGUAUAAUUGUGAGUUUUCUGCUAUGUUCUCUUUGGGAUGUAAAGGUCUAUAUUGUGAGUGUUGACAUUUUAGGAACUGUACAUGUUUUAAUAUCUGGUUUGUGUGUGUGUGACUGUGUAGCACAACUUUACCAUGUGGGUAUGUACUUUUCGUUAUUUUUUUUUAUUAUCUCUUUUGUACACAUUUUAGGAGUGCGCCUGUGACUGGCACGUGAAGCUGCUCUGCAGUCUAUCAGAAAUGUCUGUACAGGGAGAUCUGUCAUACAUGCACUUUACUCCCUUCUUAAUUUUAAUGUGGCUUUUUUAAUGUAUGGUUGCUACUUUUGGGGAGCAUGCUUAGCAGAUGUUGGGUAUUGUCAAAAACAGAGUUUCCUUUGUUUUUUAUUUCAAACUAUCAGUGUAAAUAUUCUUUUAUAUCAUGUGCUUCAACUGUGACCAUUAAACAAUGGAAAUCAU
Etheostoma spectabile (orangethroat darter) is the source of this 6062-nucleotide messenger RNA. RefSeq names its product slingshot protein phosphatase 2b (gene ssh2b). The record is from RefSeq and is a predicted model, not a curated record. NCBI's taxonomy places the organism in Eukaryota, Metazoa, Chordata, Actinopteri, Perciformes, Percidae. Gene Ontology annotation, biological process: negative regulation of actin filament polymerization; protein dephosphorylation. Gene Ontology annotation, molecular function: actin binding; phosphatase activity.